CAGGCACAUAAUUAUUUCAUAAGCAAUGAAUCUACGGCUCUGCCUCUGUGUCCUGCUACUUGCAUUUGUAAUACCUAGUUGUUGCCAGGGCAUGGAGGCCUCUGAUGUUGGCGUAAGAUUAUGUGGAAGAGAUUUCAUUCGGACAGUUGUCAUGUCCUGUGGAGGAUCAAGAUGGAAAAGAUAUUCACCAGAGCCUGGACAGGAGAGAUCAAAUCCCAACCGUGACUUUUUGAACUGGCUAAACAGAGCCUCCUUGGAGGACCCAGAUCGACUGAAUUCAUUGUAUGCAGACAGCCACAUAGCCCCAAAUCCUCCUUACGGUGCUCUGCAGAAGGAUGACCCGACAAUGGAUCAGCUCCAUGGCGCCCUUUAUGAUCCACUUGUGGCUGAGGAGCAGCAAGGUGUUGGACUGCGAAUGAAGAGAAGUGCUGGACCAGCAUUAUCCUGCUGCCAAAGGGGCUGCACCAAGAAUGAGCUCAUGAAGUUCUGCUAACAUUUGUUUUAUUUUGUAUACUUCCUUGAAAAUCCUGCACGGCAAG
Molecule: messenger RNA, 539 nt
Organism: Nanorana parkeri
Lineage: Eukaryota; Metazoa; Chordata; Amphibia; Anura; Dicroglossidae
Product: insulin-like 3
Exons: 2
Coding region: 26-493 (155 amino acids)
Cellular component (GO): extracellular region
Molecular function (GO): hormone activity
Source: RefSeq, a predicted model, not a curated record